Clonostachys byssicola is the source of this 1047-nucleotide messenger RNA. The record is from the annotation of a GenBank genome assembly. Lineage: Eukaryota; Fungi; Ascomycota; Sordariomycetes; Hypocreales; Bionectriaceae.
AUGGCGUCGAAAUAUACAGAUAAGGCCAAGAGCAAAUGGAACGACCAUAAGCCCGGCCAGGGCAAGAUGCGAGGCCAGGUCAGCAACCUGGUUCACCGCAACAAAUCCAGCGACUCGUCAAGCAACGACCACGUCUCCGUCCCCCUCUCUCAGCUCAAGGACCCGUCCGCCUUCGCUCCCCCUCCUCGUCGCACCAGCUCCGGUCUCGCACCACCGCCGCCCCCAACCAAGGAAAAACGCAGCGUCGUCACAUCACCCUCAAACUACCAAGACCCCAGAGCUCUCAACCCGGCGCCUCCACCCAGAGGGGGCAGUGCCCAGCAACAGGAGGAAGAGGGCGAUGCAGCCCCAAGAGGUCCCUACCGGGUCAAUACGACAGGUCUUUCGACUAAUCACCUACCCCCACCGCCGGGACGGAGAGACGGCGCUGAUGGGAGGAGCCCGCCAUCCUAUGACACCGCCCUAACCCAUCCUCAGCAGCCUCCGAAGCCUGCACAGCCAAGCCUUCCCCCGCGCCUACCAGCAAGAACGAAUGUGGGCACGCCUCCUGUUACGCCCUCGGGAGCCAGCAGCCACGGGGCAGACGACGGUUACCUGAACCAAAACGCCGUGAAUCGGUUGGGCGCGGCUGGCGUUUCGGUGGCUGCCCUCGGCAUAGGACGAUCCGCCGCCUCUCCAGGCCCUCCGCCCCCGCCUCCUCGCCAGGACUCCAGCGGGAGCGUCAACCAGCUCAAUGAGCUCCAGAACCGCUUCAGCAAGAUGAACAGUCGGAACAGUCCAUCUCCCGGGCCCACCGCUUCUGCGCCCUUGCCCUUGCCCCAAAGGUUCGGUGCGGCAUCACAGAGCCCCGUCCAGCGUGCAACCGACUCGCCUUCCCCGGGGCUUGCUGGGAAAAAGAAGCCUCCGCCGCCCCCUCCGCCAAAGAAGAAGGUCGGGUUAGGAGGCGGCUCGGAGGCUGCGCCGGUUCCUUCUCGUGCACAUGCACCUCCUGCUGAUGAUGGAGAUGCGCCGCCCCCUAUCCCCCUGUCGACGAAGCCUCGGUUCUGA